UCACCUAUCAGCCUCAAAAACGAACAAGCAGACAUAUGCAACAGCAGCCAGUGGUAGCUGUUCCUCUUGUUAUGCCAGUGAACAGAAGGAAAGAGGAUGAGCUAUCUGUUGGAAGUGCACCCUUGCUAAAGCAGCAGUCAUAUCAGGCCUCUGAAUAUGCCAGCAGCCCUGUAAAACCAAAAACAGUAACAGAAUCUAGGCCAUUGUCAAUACCUGUGAAAGCCAUGUUGAAUAUGCCUGAAGGUUGCAGAAGUCCUGAAGAAAGAAUGAAAGAAUUUAUUGGAAUAGUAUGGAAUGCAGUGAAGAGUCUUACACUCCAGCACUUAAUUUUUGUUACGUGUCAUGCUGGAGUUAAGGAGACAAACUUGAAGUACAGUGUUGUUGUGUGUUCAUUCCCAAUGAUAGCCUGCCUUCUCCAAGUACAAUUGUAUCUGGUGACAUUCCUGGAACAGUAAGAAGUUGGUACCAUAGUCAAACCAGCAUACCAGGAACAGUUGUCCUCUGUUUGCCACAAAUAAAGAUUAUUAGUGCUGGUCACAAGUACAUGGAACCUCUGCAGGAAAUUCCUUUUGUCAUCCCAAAACCCAUCCUUGAGGAAGGUACAUUAAAAUUAUUUUUCCUAUGAUUAAUAUUCUGAUGUUUUUUAUAUAUGCCCAUAUACAUGUAAAUCAUUUCUCACUGAAA
Messenger RNA from Castor canadensis (American beaver), 684 nucleotides. NCBI's taxonomy places the organism in Eukaryota, Metazoa, Chordata, Mammalia, Rodentia, Castoridae. The record is from RefSeq and is a predicted model, not a curated record.